CUCGCGGACUCUCUUCUCCUCACACCCUCCUUCAAACCCCCAAAACCCCUACCUUUCAAAACCCUAGAAAAAAAAUCCCGACCGUCCGUUCCCCAGAAAUCCCUCUCCAUCCAAUCUCACCGUAGAUCUAGGGCCCCCAUCACAUCCCGGGCCAUGAUCUCUCUUCCAUAGACCUAGGGUUUUGUUUCUCUUUAUCCCUUCGGCAAUUGCAAUGUCUUCAGAUUCCAAUUGGUGCUAUCCGAUUUGAAAUCUUUAAGGGCCCGCGUUUUUUUACCAAUUUCUUUAGUUAUUCGUCUUCAUUAUCGAUCUCAUCCGUCCGAUCUACCGUCCGGCUUUCGAUUCAGAGCGAGAGAUGGGGGAAAACAAUAGCAACGUUGAUGUGAAGGUUCAAGAGGGCCAUGGCAACGCUGGGAGCGGCGAUCACGUCCACAUGUUGGCGGCUGCAGCCGCCAUGAGCCUCCCUGGCCAGAUCGAUGAUCAGGCAGGCAGUGGAAGUAAUCCACAGCCAAUCCAGGUCGUGGGCUUGCAGCCGGUCCAAGUGCAUUACAUGCAGGAACAUGGCGACGGUGAUCAUGAUGGCGGCGAUGGCAGCGAGGGCAUGGAAACGGAAGCCCCCCCUGAGCAGCAGCAGCAACACCAGCAUGGAGCCAUGAUAUCGAGGACUGCUAGCCAGCUGACACUCUCAUUUCAGGGCGAGGUCUACGUGUUCGACUCUGUUUCUGCUGAGAAGGUUCAAGCAGUGCUCUUAUUAUUGGGUGGCCGUGAAGUAUCUGCUCCCAUGGUUACUAUCACCCAUCAAAACAAUAAGGGUAUGAACAUGCCCCAGAGAGCUGCUUCACUGAUGAGGUUCCGCGAGAAGCGAAAAGAGCGGAAUUUUGGAAGGAAAGUUCGUUACAAUGUUCGUAAAGAGGUAGCCCUUAGGAUGCAUCGAUACAAGGGUCAAUUCGCAUCAAAGGCAACUAUAGAAGAAGCUGAAAGAGCCGCUGCCGUCGCCGCUGCAACAGCAGCUUCUGGAUCAAGUUGGGGUUCUGCUCCACGUACUGAUACACCGCCGCGAAAAGCACCUGCAUGUCAUCACUGUGGCAUUAGCCAGAAGUCGACUCCAAUGAUGCGCCGUGGACCCGAUGGACCAAGAACUUUAUGUAACGCAUGUGGGCUAAUGUGGUCAAACAAGGGGACACUGAGGGACCUGACAAGGAGCCUACCGGCACUGACGCAGCAUCCUACAGCAAACCUUAAUGAGGCGUUUGAAGAUGUCGAGGGCGACAUGCAUCAUGGUGACAUGGGAAGUGCAAAUGGCCACAGGGCUUCUUGACUGGUUUCGUGCUCUCUACACAGCUGUUUGCGGGUGUCUGUGGAAGAAUGGGGAGUGAAUGGAGAAGAGUUCUGUUAGUCUCUCCAAAUCUCAUCACCAUAUAUAUGUAACUCUUGUGAUUCCUGACAUUAUUCAAUAGCAGUCUUAACAACCCUUGCUCAUAACUAUCCGUAGCUGCGGCCCGCUCGAUCGGCGCUUGGAACAUGAUUUUAGGCCUGACAUGAUUAGAAGGAUUUUUAUCUCGUAGGGACCUUUUGUUAUUGUAUCUGUGAUUGGUGUCUUGUGGGAUAAAUAUUUCGUUUGUGCUUGUACUCUGAUUGCUGUAGAUGGAAAUAUGCUCAGGCGGGUUUGAUCC
This is a messenger RNA of Magnolia sinica, 1670 nucleotides long. Its product is annotated as GATA transcription factor 24-like. Gene Ontology annotation, biological process: regulation of DNA-templated transcription. The coding region runs from base 353 to 1315 and encodes 320 amino acids. Lineage: Eukaryota; Viridiplantae; Streptophyta; Magnoliopsida; Magnoliales; Magnoliaceae. Gene Ontology annotation, molecular function: protein binding; sequence-specific DNA binding; zinc ion binding. The transcript has 7 exons. The record is from RefSeq and is a predicted model, not a curated record.